Messenger RNA from Schistosoma mattheei, 1224 nucleotides. The record is from the annotation of a GenBank genome assembly. Lineage: Eukaryota; Metazoa; Platyhelminthes; Trematoda; Strigeidida; Schistosomatidae.
AUGAAAGCUUCAAAAUCAUUCAAUGAUGAUAUUGUUAACGUUCGACCACUGCCACCAGUUAAAAAGCCUAUCACUUUAAAAACAGCUCUUAAAGCUUUUGGAUUAUUUUGUACAUUCACAGGCAGUGGUCUUUUAGGUUACAAACUAUUUGUAGCUUUACCAUCAUACAAUGGACCAACAAGAGAUUUGCAAAAUAAACCAAUUGUGAUAACACAACCAUGUUCCAAAAUUUCCCGUGAAUUAGUAUAUAAUUUAGCUAAACAAGGUGCUCAUCUCAUUUUGGCUGAUGAUCAUUGGGAUAGAUAUAUGAUUGAAUGUCGACGUUUAGAAUUGGAUAGUAUGAUAUCAAUACGUCGUUUUACUGCUAGUCUAUUAACAGAUUAUUCACAAUUAGAUACAGUGAUUAUUCAAUCACCAUCAUGUAUUAGUAAUAUUAUUUCUGGUAAACGUUGUUUAACACAUGAUGGAUUUGAAAAAGAAUUAGGUAUAAAUUAUUUUGCUGCUUAUUUAUUAAGUCGUUUAUUAAUCAAUCGAUUAAAUGAGAAUAAUGGACGCCUUAUUCUAGUUGUUGAUACCAAAUCAGCUAAUAUAGAUCAAGAGAAUGUAAUGAAUCCAUCAGAACCAUCACAAAUUACAAUUCCAUUAGAUAAUAUUAAUUGGGAUAAUGAUAUAAAUUAUACACCAAAGAAUGCAUAUCGUCGUGCACAAUGGUUUCUAUUAAUGUUUGCUGAUGAACUUGCACGUCGUAAUUCAUCAAUUCAAGGUAAUAAAGCAUCAAUUCUAGUUACAAAUCCUAUUGUUACACGAGGUUUAAAUCCUGAAAUGGAUGAGAAAUAUUUAAAUACUGAAGGAAUUUUAAAAUUAAUCUACAUGUUAAUCGAUGCUUGUCCACGUUUAAUUAGUCGUAAAGGAUCAAAUACUAGUUUAUUUUGUACAACUGUUGAUUCUUCUAUUAUUGAUUCAAUAAAUGAUCAAUCUAUUGUUCAUUGUGCUCCAAUCUAUCAAGAUUUACGUUUAUUAAUUUCUUCGAAACAUAUAGAUCAAACUAUUGAAAAUAGACGUUAUGCAUCAGAAUUAUUAUGGAGAUUAAGUGAAAAAUGGACUCGAUUAGAUACUCAUCCUAAUCCAUUACCAUUACCUAAUAGACCAUUAAUAAAGAAUAAUAAUAAUAAUAGUAAACUAUUAGAUGGUAAAGUUGAAACUGUCUCAACAAUUCAUGCAUAA